Molecule: messenger RNA, 372 nt
Organism: Staurois parvus
Lineage: Eukaryota; Metazoa; Chordata; Amphibia; Anura; Ranidae
Source: the annotation of a GenBank genome assembly
CCCCCCCCUUCCAGUCCGGACACUUUCCCCCCCUUCCAGUCCGGACACUUUCACCUCCUUCCAGUCCGGACACUUUCACCGCCUUCCAGUCCGGACACUUUCACCGCCUUCCAGUCCGGACACUUUCACCGCCUUCCAGUCCGGACACUUUCACCCCCCUUCCAGUCCGGACACUUUCACCGCCCUUCCAGUCCGGACACUUUCACCCCCUUCCAGUCCGGACACUUUCACCCCCUUCCAGUCCGGACACUUUCACCCCCCCUUCCAGUCCGGACACUUUCACCCCUUCCAGUCCGGACACUUUCACCCCCUUCCAGUCCGGACACUUUCCCCCCCCUUCCAGUCCGGACACUUUCCCCCCCUUCCAGUCCG